This is a messenger RNA of Dermacentor andersoni, 1299 nucleotides long. Lineage: Eukaryota; Metazoa; Arthropoda; Arachnida; Ixodida; Ixodidae. The record is from RefSeq and is a predicted model, not a curated record.
AUGACUCUGCUUCUCAACAGCUUUGUCCAGCAAAUGAGGGACCUUGCCACUGGUGGUGUGACGUGGAUGGCUGGCACUGAUAUAGUUCAUUCUGGGGUGUACUGCCUCAGCUGUUGUGCUGACGCUCCCGCUCGAGCAUCACUUCAGAAGUUCACCCAGCACAAUGGGUAUUACGGUUGCGGGUGGUGCCUGCACGGUGGAAAGACCGUGCAUGGAACUGUCAAGUAUCCUAUGGAUAUGAACGUCAGGGAUGAAAGAAAUGCAGAAAAUGCUAAGAAACACACGGAGAAGGCAUCUUUUCUGCACCAAGUACACAAAGGUGUAAAAGGCCCAUCUCCUCUCAUCAACCUGCCGUACUUUGAUGUAAUUUGGGGCUUCACCCCAGAUUACAUGCAUUGUGUCCUGUUGGGGGUAUCACGGCAUUUUACAGAGCUUUGGCUGUCUGCUGUGAAUCAGCCAUAUUACAUUGGCUCACCACAAGUUCUUUCAAUCAUUGAUGAGCGCUUAUGUGCAACAAAGCCCCAUCUUUGUGUGUCGCGUCUCCCUCGGUCUCUUUCAGUACGAAUGUAUUGGAAAGCAUCUGAAUGGCAGCAGUGGUUGUUGUACUUUUCAUUACCAUGCCUUGAGGGACUUUUGCCAGCACAGUUUUUUAAGCAUUUUUCACUUCUUGUACAAGGCAUUGCACUGCUGUUGCAAGGCACAGUGAGCAAAGACAACAUUACUACUAGUACAAACUGCCUUGUACGGUUUGUUGUUGACGUGCAGUUUUUAUAUGGUGAAAACCACAUGACCAACAAUGUGCACCAGCUACUGCACAUCCCGAAGAGUGUUGUCCUACAAGGUCCCCUUUGGGCACACUCUUGCUUCAGUUUUGAGUCCCACAUUGGUCACCUUAAAGAGUUAGUGAUGUCAGCCAAAGGUGUGCCUAUUCAAAUUGUUGAAAGCAACAUGAUGGCCAGCAACUAUAAGAGAUUGAGUGCACAAGCCAGUCCACAUACUUUGCAAUUGCCUAGCCACUAUAGUAACGAUGCUGUUCUUGUGAGCAAGCCACGAAGUGUGUCAGAGCCAUUGCUCAGCUUUAUUCGCAAACAUCUUUGCAACAUUAUCUGUGGCCCUGUUGUGGAGCAUGACCGAGUCAUUGUAGCCGGGAACAUGUUCCACAGUGAGCAGUACUCAAGGCCAAACAAAACAGACAGCACUGCUUUUGUGACAGGCCAAGGAAAAUGCCUCAAAAUCAAACACAUUGUUUCAUUCAAUGAUGUGAGUGGCUGUGUAAAAAUAUUUAUUGCGUCACACUGA